This is a messenger RNA of Homalodisca vitripennis (glassy-winged sharpshooter), 3771 nucleotides long. RefSeq names its product nocturnin (gene cu). The transcript is spliced from 7 exons. The record is from RefSeq and is a predicted model, not a curated record. NCBI's taxonomy places the organism in Eukaryota, Metazoa, Arthropoda, Insecta, Hemiptera, Cicadellidae. Bases 566 to 1798 code for a protein of 410 amino acids. Gene Ontology annotation, molecular function: 3'-5'-RNA exonuclease activity.
CGAUCGAGCACGAGGGUCCCCGCAUCAGUGCAGUCGGUUGCCGGUGAGCGUGAGCGUAGGUAGCCAUCAGCUGUUCGUCACAGCCACCCACAACUGCUUAUUUUCGCUUUACACGUCUUUGUUUUAUACUUAGCAACACGACAACCAGUGCCAACACCAGAGCUCGUCAUACAUUCCCGCGAAAUUUCAACAGCUGUUCAGUGCACGUUACGUUGUGAUCGAGUUCGCACGAAUAAGUAUAACUAGUGAAAGUCGGAUCGCAAGCAAUAUUUUGUCGAGUGCUGAGAAACUGUGCUGUGACAUUUUUGAAGAAGUGAACAUAAAGAACUGUUGGUUUUAAGAAUUAUAUAAACAAUUUUUGUACUUCGUGUACAAUUUUUACACUGCGGACUUUAAACAUUUUCUCUAGGUUGGUUUUUCUAAAAUAUAUGUUUUAUUAUUUUCACGAACUUUUUUAAAUAUUUAGAAUAGAUUGUUCCCCUUGUAAAUUAUUUUGUGAUCUAUUCCGACCUCGCCAACUCAGUUUCCCGGGUAGUGCUUCCUAGACCCUAUCACGGAACCUCUAAUGAACUCUAGGCACCUAAGGAAGGUGCCCUCUCGGCUGCUGAAGACGGCAGUGCGUCCUCGCCCGGUGGAACCUCCCGUCCCGGAGUUCCGUCCCCCGACUCCCCGAAUGGUUCUUGAGACUCCACGUUUCCCCUACGGGAUCCCAGAAGAGAUGCUCUACGCCAUUUACUCGCCGAAGCCACCGCCAUUGUGCCCGAUGGGCAGUUUUAACUCGGCGCCCAAGAUCCUGAACGAGGAUACGCAAGAUGACGAUGUGACGCUUCCUGCCAGGAUGUCGCAGGACCAGCUGCUGACGCAUUGUCGCCAGCAGAUGUCCCCGCCGUCGCUGAUAUCUCGUCACUUCCGCCAUCUGCAAACAGAUUGCAGUGAAUCCAAGCCUUCCACACUGAGGAUCCUGCAGUGGAAUCUUCUGUCACAAGCUCUGGGACAGAACAAUGACAACUUCGUCUCCUGUCCCGAAGCUGCCCUGGAGUGGAGCCGCCGAAGGAAUCUGAUAGCUGACGAGAUUGUCAGAUACAGCCCUGACAUCAUCUGUCUACAGGAAGUGGAUCAUUUCAAGUACCUUCAGAAGGUUUUGGGUACUCAGGGGUUCCGUGGCAUGUUCUUCCCCAAGCCGGAUUCACCCUGUAUGUACAUCAAGGGCAACAAUGGACCGGACGGCUGUGCUAUCUUCUACCAGACCGAACGAUACCAGCUGGUUCGCACUGAGACCAGAGUUCUGGAGGUCUGGAGGGUCCAGAGCAACCAGGUAGCAAUUCUGAUGAUUCUCCGGGACAAGGAAACAGAUGAAGAGAUCUGCGUGGCCACAACACAUCUAAAAGCUCGUAACGGUGCUCUAUUAUCGGCACUGCGCAACGAGCAAGGCAAAGAUCUGCUAGAAUUUGUUGCCCAGCACGCUGGCAACCGACCAGUCAUCCUCUCCGGAGACUUUAAUGCUGAGCCAAUAGAACCCAUCUACUCCACCGUUCUCUCUCAUGACCUCUUGCGUCUCACCAGUGCCUAUGGCCAAGGGGCAGAACCUCCCUACACCACCUGGAAGAUCAGGGAGGAGGGUGAAGUGUGCCACACGAUAGACUACGUGUUCUGUUCCCGAGACCGUUUCACAACAACCAACCUCCUAGAGUUUCCGUCUGGGGAGGAGAUCGGAAUCGACCGCAUCCCUUCCUUCUCUUACCCCUCAGACCACUUCUCAUUGGUGUGUGACCUGGAUCUUCAUCCCGCCAAGUUGUAAAUUCCAUCUUGUAUUUCAUUUGCCAUUCCAUCAUUCAUGUCAUCUGUUUUGUCUAAUUAAAGAUGUGAGGUAAAAGCAAAUGGAAGCUGCAAGGAUUCAUGAUGAGUUCUAUUCAUUCUGUUUCAUGUUUAGAUUUUGAAUUGUCACAAAACUACAGUAGUUUGUUUUGUUUUUUUUUUUUUUUAUUUCCUCAAUUUUGUUCUCAUUUUAGUUUGAUUGAACCAACAUUAUAAGAAGUAGUAGCAUUUUUAUUACUUUCAUUUGAACUCAGGCUUUGGAGUUAAACUUUGUGUUUGUGUUCAGUUCAAAUUACGGUGUUGUGAGAAAACCUUCUUUUGCAGAAUAAUUUAAAGGAACUAUAACGUGAAAUAAAAAAUUUUAGUAUCAAAUCUUUUUUUACAGUGUCCUUUUAUAAAUAGUCCCUUCGAAUUUUUGUACUUAAUUACAAUUUAUAUUGGAACUAUACAGACAAAUAUACUCAUAAAAAACACUUUUAACAUUAAAAAAACUAGUGUUAUUUACGUUUCAGACCAUGAACAUUGACAUACUAGUUCCCUCAAGUUAUUCUAUAAAACCAUGUUUCUUUACAUUCAUAUUUUGAACUGAACACAAAUAUUAAGCUUUGCUUUGUAAAAAAUAUGUUUAGUAUAGAAAACUAUUUUAUACAUAGUUUCAUUCUAUAACAGUAACAUAAUAGUUCCUUAAAUUAUUCUAUAAUAUGGAAUUUUUUUGUUUUUAAAAUCUGUUAAUAGUAAGUGAGAUGUCCUAGGUUAUAACAGUAUUCUCCUAAGUGAACCCCACUCAGUUCAAAUUUAUACAUAUUUUCUGUAAAAUAAUGUAAUAACAAAUAAUAAGUUUAUGUUAUUUGUUAUUGUUGAUAUAUGCUAAAUAGAAACAAUUCUCUCCAGUCCUCAAUAAUAUUUUCUGUUCAUCCAUCAGAGUAUAUGUAACUUUUUUAGAAAUCGAAAUGAAAUUGAGUUUUGAAUUAUUUAUUGAAUUAUGGAUUUUAUGAAGAUUUCCAGGUUUACCUUAAAACCUAUGUGUCUUGUACAGUUAAUGUUGUUUGUCAAUGUGUACAUAUUGUAGAACCCAUUAUUGAAAAGUUUACUUGGAGUUUUUUUAUAUGUUUACAUAAUUUUUGUACAGGCACUUUUAGGUUUUUUUUAUAUCUCUACUCUUUAUUAAAUAUGAAACAAAUUAUCAAUCUGAUGUCUAGUGUUGUUCAAAGCAGAAACCAAAACUGGACACUUACGAUGUGCCAUCUGUUCAGUCAUGAUUGUGACACGAUGUACAGAGAUGUUGCCUCCCAAGACUGUUUCUUUAUACUUACAUGACGCACCAGACUUGACAUAGUCGUUUUCGAUUUUGAACUAGUGGGUACGAACCAAUCUGUGAUACUAGUACUGUUAUCUGUGUUAUUUAUUGUAUAUUUUUACCGAUGAAGUUCUUCAGUACAUCUGAGUGAAGUCAUUCUCAAUGAUUUAUUCUUACCAAAGAAAUAGACUUAGUAAAUGGAUUAAAUAACGAGCCAGCCGCCCUUGUUGUCGCAAACUGAAGUACUUCAUUAUUUUUUUACUAAUUUAUAUUUAAGAUAUUUUACAAUGAUUGUUGUAAUAUAAGUAUUUUUACUGUUCUAUUUUAUGAAUGUAUUUGAUUGUAUUGCCUUGUGUAAUUCUUAUCUCUUGUUUAUCCAAAUAUCUCAAAUUUUAAGAUAAUUCAAUUAUAUUUACUUGUAUUUAUAUAUGUAUUUUAUAUUAAACUUUUAGUUUAUAAGUGUUUCGUACAUUAAUUUUCUAUUGUAUUAUGUAAAAGACAUAUUUACGUGGAUCUGUGAAGUUUUUAGUUAUUUGUACAACAACACGGUGGCAGUUGUUUAUUCUUGACUGUUUAUUGUAUCAACAUGUUAUUUGUGUGCAUUAUAUAUUUCACACUGCGAUAGGAUUGUUGUUGCACAAAUAAAAAUAUUUGUGUUA